Molecule: messenger RNA, 1116 nt
Organism: Meloidogyne enterolobii
Lineage: Eukaryota; Metazoa; Nematoda; Chromadorea; Rhabditida; Meloidogynidae
Source: the annotation of a GenBank genome assembly
AUGGAAACAACAACAACAAUUCAAAGUUUCCAUUAUAAUUUAUUAAUUAACAAUAAUUCAACAAAAUCCAUAACCACAACCUCAAAAAUAAUAACAAAUUGUUCAAUGUUAUUUUUGAAAGAAUGGAGUCGUAGAUUUGGGGAAAUACAAAAUACUGUUGAUAUUAUUAUGUUUUGUUUAUGUACUUUUGCUGUAUUUUUAAAUGUUUCUGUUAUUCAUAGUGCAUUACGGCUUUUCCAAAAGAAUUUUGACACAAUACACGUUUACAUUAUUAGUAUGACUAUUGCUGAUUUGCUUAUUGUUUCAUGUAUGAUGUUAGAAUCACUUGAUCGUUUAUUCCUUUUUCUAACACGUUUACCUUGUUCUGCUUUACAUUUUAUUGGAUGGAUGAGUUGGUCAGCAUCUAGUUUAUCUUUAGUAUUACUUAAUAGCGAUAAACUACUCUAUUUUUGUUUUCCUUUACAUUAUCGAAUAAUUAAAUCUGUUAGGAGAACAGUUAAACUUUGCCUUUUUGUUUGGAUUUUAUCUUGCUGUUUUGUCAGUUAUGUUUGGCUUUCAAAUAUUUUAAAUAUUGGACCUUCAAAAUAUUUUGUUAGAUGCUCGACAAGUUUAAAUACUGGCAAAUUACAUAUUUUUACUUUUUAUACUCUUCUUGUUUGUGUUCUAUCUAUUUUCUCCUCAUUAAUUGUUAGCUGCCACCUGUUACGUUUGAUGAGUCGAAAAAGAAGACACAGUCUUCGAACAACUUUACAAAUUACAAGUUCUACUAGUAGUGAAGAACAAAUAACAUUAGCACCUGCUUUUACAAGAAAAGUCCGUUCACUCGUUUUUAUCUUCAUAACAACAGUUUGGACUGCCAUAAGUCUCUUGCCUUACCGUGUAUUUGUAUUAGCACAAUACAAUUAUCUUGAUACUAUGCUAGCUGAUAUUUGUGGAUGGAAGGCUUUAUGGUUAAGUCAAUUGGGGUGGCUACUACAUUAUUUACUUAAACUUAAUCCUAUUGUUAAUCCUUGUAUUACGGCUUUUAUUUACCAUCCCUAUCGAAUGGAUUUUGCUAAACGAUUAAACAGACAUUUUCACGGCAGUACAAGAACACAGGAGGAGGCUGAACUUUAA